CUCGUUUCUCAUUUAGUCCUGCAUCCCUCGCAUUCGGAGGGAUCCAUCUCCGUGUAUACGAUCGGCCACGUACAAGCAUACUUUUUACUCUGUUAAAUCGUCUCAGUGUGUCUGUGCAUCGAAUCGAUAGUGAUAUACUAAUUAUAUUCUUUCUUUUUUCUCUUCGAGCUUCGUACUGGUGAUUUCAGCUGAAAAACGAGCAGAACGAAUAGGAUACGAUGCUGAGCACAGCGACUCAGAAAUUGCAGUUCUUGUACAAGCCGUACGCGUUGGCCAUUGUUUCAGUUGGAUACGUACUUGGCGAGCUAGGUCACUAUUUAAUUGGUGUCACGAGCAAGGCGACGGCAGAGGAUUUGCACUACGGCGACAUUUCCUGCCAAUUAAAUACAACUACGUUAUCCAUCGUGGAUUUACCAAUCCAGUGUGAAGUGGCCAAAAAUGAAAGUUUUUGUACGUCCCUGGAAUUGAACGGGUCCCGCUAUUGCGAAUGGAACUACAACGGCCUUGGUCUCGACUAUCAAAUCCUAGCAGGGCCGAGUUUCAUCGCCGUGUUCACGAUCGUUGGCGUUAUUCUAGGUAUCGCAGCUGACAAGUACAACAGAGUAAGACUACUAACCAUAUGCACGUUGGUGUUCAGUAUCGCCAUAGUUCUAAUGGGAGCAGUUAAGAAAUAUUGGCAACUAGUCAUUCUACGUAUGGUACUAGCGGCAGGAGAAGCGGGAUGCAACCCCUUGGCCACGGGUUUACUCUCUGAUUGGUUCCCAGAGGAACAACGAGGGCUCGUUAUGUCAAUUUUCAAUUGGGGCAUCUAUGGAGGCUACGGUAUCGCGUUCCCCGUUGGUCGUUACAUUCCAGGACUAAAUAUCGGAGAUCUGGGAUGGAGAGCAUGCUACUAUGGAGCUGGUAUAAUCGGACUGAUUAUAGCUGCUCUUACUUUUACUCUUACCGAACCACAACGAAAAACAAUCGGCGAGGAGGAAACGAAUACCGAUGGAAAGAAAGUGCCAGUUUGGAAAGUAAUCCUACAACCGAGGAUUAUAGUAUUAUGCUUGGCUGCCAGCAUCAGACAUUGCGGUGGAAUGUGCUUCGCUUACAAUUGCGACCUCUAUUACAGAGAUUACUUCCCCGACUACGAUUUAGGCUGGUGGCUGUUCGCGGUGACUAUAGUGAUCGGUAGCAUCGGUGUUGUGGUCGGUGGAGUAAUUAGCGAUAAAUUUGUUGCGAAAAUGGGUAUUAGAUCGCGAGUUGCUGUUUUGGCCAUCAGCCAAAUAAUUGCUACACCGUUUGCAUUUGGCUCGGUAUACUUCAAUCCUUUAUGGGCUAUGAUCACCCUUGGCAUUUCGUACUUCUUUGCCGAAAUGUGGUUUGGAAUCGUGUUCGCAGUGGUCGUAGAAAUAGUUCCUCUUCACCUCAGGUCAACUACUAUUGGUGCCUUUUUGUUCGUGAUGAACAAUAUCGGUGGAAAUUUACCAAUACUGGUCGAACCAACCAGAAUGGCCAUCGGAUUUCGAGAAUCUCUUUAUAUUUAUUAUGCCGGUUUCUAUGGUAUUAGUUCUAUUAUGUUCUUCCUAACCAUGUUCUUGAUGGACGGAGCCAAGAAAGAAGAAUCGAAAACGGAAAUUAGUAGGAAACCAGAAUUUGGAUAUGACAAUAAUACCUUCACUAACGACGAAGGACGAGUACCAACUUUAGAACUUCCUCGAUUAUAUCCACCACCACCACAUCGAUUCGAAAAUUCUAGGUUAUAGAAGAUCAUAACUUCGUAAACAUCAAAGAUUGGUUGUAAAUACAUAAUAUCGGGAUUGAAAUACAAAACUAUUUUAAAUGUAUUCAUGUAAGAAGCCACGUUUCACGAAAUGUAAUGUCGUCUACAUCGAUCGAUUCGUUUUAACGCGUAGAUUACAAAAAUACCAAAGUUAUUCCGCGAAAACCUGUUAUUACUGAAAUAUUUCAUUGCGAAAAUCUCCAUAUUGUAAUUCGAUCUUUUAAUGCAGAUAAUAUCGAUCUCAUUUUAAGCAACGAUAUAUCGUUUAAUGCAUUAAUCGAUUUCUAAUCGUUAUUAUCGAGAAAAUAUAGAAGAAGAAAGGAAAUAGCAUAACAAGUAGAAAAGCAAAGUAUUUUAAUUUAAGAUUCUCAAGCUUAUAUAAAACGUUGCGGGUAAUUUAGACCGAAAACCGCGGUCCCUACUUUACCCUACUGUCCCACCCUGUCCCAUCCAAUCGUCCUUCCAUUUAAAGAAUUGAAAAUCAUCUUCGUUUCUCGAGAAAUAUCGUUGAGUUGUAUUUAUCGAGGUUCACCUUUAUGGAAAACAUACUUUUAUUCACUUCGCCCUUACUGCUCACAAUAACUCAUAUGUAUGCUGUAUUUGCACUACCGUGUAGAGAAGAAUAGAUAUAAGGAUGUAAAAACCAAAGCUCCUCAAGAUCCGAAAGGUCAAAUGAGGCAUCGAUAAACAAAUGAAUAGACAAGCUAUGGGAAUAAUUAAUAAAAUUAUUUAUUUUAACUAAUAACAUUUUUAAGUGUUAAAAAUUUGUCAUUGUUUAUUCUUGCAAUAAAAUUGUCUUUGUAGGGUAAUUUUAAUGUUUUUAUAUACUACGUAUCAAAAUAAAUCGAUUAAUUAAUAUAUAACAUAAUGUGUAUUUCGCGAAACGUGGCUUUACUAGCAAUGUGUCGAACUUCGACUUUCAUGACAGCUAUUCAAAUACGUAUGACGUUUUGUUUCUUCUUUCGCCGCGAAAAGUAUGACAAUAGGAUAAUUACUUUCUGAUCAAAUUUAAUAAUUAAAUCGAAAUUAGAUCUCGACAGGUUAAAUUAUAUAAAAUCUUCAAUAAUCGAAAUUAAAAUGUCCUCUUGAUUAAAAAAUUCAAUUUUUCAUUGAUGUUACAAAAUUUUGAA
Bombus huntii is the source of this 2895-nucleotide messenger RNA. RefSeq names its product D-galactonate transporter. The coding region runs from base 219 to 1748 and encodes 509 amino acids. The record is from RefSeq and is a predicted model, not a curated record. Gene Ontology annotation, molecular function: transmembrane transporter activity. The transcript has 10 exons. NCBI's taxonomy places the organism in Eukaryota, Metazoa, Arthropoda, Insecta, Hymenoptera, Apidae. Gene Ontology annotation, biological process: transmembrane transport. Gene Ontology annotation, cellular component: membrane.